AUGAUGUCCAUGGAUGAAAAGUCCAGCGGCGGCCUGCCAUGGCUGGAUAUGCCGGUCAUGUUCCACUCGUCCAGAGCCGAUACAUGCAAAAUGACACCGGAGCAAUGUGCCUAUCGGUCAGGGUACUGGAGAUACUGGUACGAAGCAGACCACGUCUAUUCAUUAAACACAGUGUAUUUCCUUUGUGCGACUAUCGGCUCCUUUACAAUCGUCCAUUUUCUCUCCAAGUACGCACCAGUACGAGCAAAACGAAGCGGCAUAUGGCGGAAAACGACGGCCAUUGGGCGAUACCUCACAUACAAAGGUUAUCAACUACCUGCAAUUCGGUAUUGCUCUCCGUCGUUGGGCGUGAUUCUCCUGGGUAUCAUAGGCACAAUCUUUUUCUUUGCCAUGACGCUCGGUCCUAGACCUUACUACUGGCCCAACUCGAAAGAUGGCACAGUCUCUUAUGGAAACAGUCCGCCUAUCGCAACUCGCACUGGAUGGAUGGCAUUGGCAUUACUGCCUUUUGUGCUGGCUCUGGGCGCCAAAGCCAACCUGAUAUCAGCAUUGACUGGAGUGUCUCAUGAAAAGCUUCAGGUCUACCACUAUUGGACCAGUUAUGCCAUGUUUGUCCUGGCUUUGAUACAUACGUUCCCGUUCAUAGUCUUCAAUAUCUGGAAAGGGCAGAUGGUCGAGAAAUGGAACACCAGCGUGGUCUACUGGACUGGGGUUGCGACCUUAAUUCCACAGGCGUAUCUGACAUUCAUGUCCUUGCCAUCUAUUCGCAACCGGUAUUAUGAAUUUUUCAAGGCAACACACUUCCUAGUUGCACUACUCUUCCUUCUCUUUUUCUUCUUUCACUGUGAUUUCCGCCUUACAUCUUGGGACUAUUUUGUUGCCGGAGGUGCAGUAUAUCUCUUUAGUCUUGUUGCAGCAUGGACCCGCACGCAUCUCAUCAACGGCCGUCACGCAGCCACAAUUGACCUGCUCCCUUGCGGUUUUGUACGCAUCAGGAUCCCGACAAUCAUGUCUUGGCGACCAGGUCAGCACGUCUUCAUUCGAUUCGUGAGCCCACAGCUCGGCCUGCACUGCCUCACAGCGCACCCGUUCACCAUCUGCUCUCUGUCACAUGACCCGGACAAGGUCGGCAAGGCAUCUGAGAUCGUGUUCUACGUCAAGCCGCACCAUGGCAUCACGGCACGUCUGGCAAAGAUAGCGGCUAAAAGCCCCGUGUUCUCCCAGACCGUGUUUUUGGAAGGGCCCUAUGGCGGGAUAUCUGAUACUGCUACUCCCGCCGAAUUCGAUACGGCUCUUGUCAUCGCGGGUGGCUCCGGCGGUGGGUUUUCUCUAGCUAUCGUCGAAGAAGCUCUUAGGGUGUAUGGAAAUAUGCCAGAUCUCCAGCAACGAGAUAUUCAAGUCGUUUUCGCCACGCGGAAUGCCGACGUAGCCGAGUGGUACAGGGAGGAGAUUGAGGACAGGGUCUCCAUGCACGACAUGCCAGCCAAAAGAGUAUCUGUCUCCAUUCAUGACACCUCGUUGGAGCAUGUCCAAACGCCGGUGUCUGCACCAGGAGCCAAAGAGCCAUCCAACGACAUCACCGAUGAGGUUGAGCCUGCCUUAUCAGAGAAAGGCAGUGGUACUGCAGCAAUAGACCAGCACGUGAGCACAAUUCGACAUGGUCCCCGGCCUAACCUCCCUCAUAUUGUCGAUACAGCUACGUCAACCAUGGGUAGCCGCAGGAUCGCUAUCUUUGCGUGCGGUCCUGCCUCCAUGCUACAUGACGUUCGGAAUGCGGCUGCUGAGGCGCAAAAGCGGGCGUGA
This is a messenger RNA of Aspergillus bombycis, 1803 nucleotides long. Its product is annotated as ferric reductase family protein. Bases 1 to 1803 code for a protein of 600 amino acids. Gene Ontology annotation, cellular component: plasma membrane. The transcript has 7 exons. Lineage: Eukaryota; Fungi; Ascomycota; Eurotiomycetes; Eurotiales; Aspergillaceae. The record is from RefSeq and is a predicted model, not a curated record. Gene Ontology annotation, molecular function: ferric-chelate reductase activity. Gene Ontology annotation, biological process: copper ion import; iron ion transport; intracellular iron ion homeostasis.